This is a messenger RNA of Symbiodinium sp. CCMP2456, 1755 nucleotides long. The record is from the annotation of a GenBank genome assembly. Lineage: Eukaryota; Dinophyceae; Suessiales; Symbiodiniaceae.
AUGCAAACAAUAACAGAAAACGGGAUGUACGGCAAGUUGCAAGAACACUUACAGGAAGAAAUCAAAAACAUAAAAGCAGAAGGUCUUUACAAAACCGAGCGCAUCAUUGAAGGCGAACAGGGCGCUGAAAUUGAUGUGAACGGCAAAAAGGUACUCAACUUUUGUUCAAACAAUUACCUGGGGCUUUCCUCGCACCCCGAAGUGGUACAGGCGGCCAAAGAAGCGCUUGACACCCACGGUUUUGGCAUGUCGUCUGUGCGAUUUAUUUGCGGCACCCAAGACAUUCACAAAACCCUGGAGCAGAAAAUCGCACAAUUUUGCGGCACGGAAGACACCAUACUUUAUGCUGCCGCCUUUGAUGCCAACGGUGGCAUUUUUGAGCCGCUGCUCACCAAAGAAGACGCCAUCAUUUCCGAUUCACUCAACCACGCCUCCAUUAUUGAUGGCGUGCGCCUUUGCAAAGCGCAACGUUUUCGCUAUGAAAACAACAAUAUGGCCGACCUGGAGGCCAAGCUCAAAGAAGCACAAAGCAGCUCGCGCUUUCGCGUGAUUGUAACCGAUGGCGUAUUUUCUAUGGACGGCUACGUUGCACAAUUGGAUAAAAUAUGCGAUUUGGCCGAUAAAUACGAUGCCCUGGUAAUGGUUGACGAUUGCCACGCCCAUGGCUUUAUCGGAAAAACCGGAAGAGGCACUCCCGAAUUGAAAAACGUUUUGGGCCGGGUUGAUAUAAUUACCGGCACCCUGGGCAAGGCCCUGGGUGGCGCAAUGGGCGGAUUUACCACCGGCCGUAAAGAAAUUAUAGAAAUGCUGCGCCAGCGCUCUCGCCCUUACCUGUUUUCCAACUCCUUAGCCCCCAGCAUUGUGGGAGCGUCCAUUAAAGUCUUUGAACUAUUGAGCAACACCACCGAAUUGCGCGAUAAGUUGAUGGACAACGUAGCGUACUUUAAGAAGAAUAUUAACAGUGCCGGCUUUGACAUCAAGGAUGGCGAUUCGGCAAUUGUACCCAUUAUGGUGUACGAUGCCGCUCUUUCACAAAAAUUUGCCGACCGAUUGCUGGAGGAAGGCAUUUACGUAAUUGGCUUCUUUUACCCGGUAGUGCCCAAAGAACAGGCGCGCAUUCGCGUGCAACUCAGCGCUGCUCACAGCCGCGAACAAUUAGACAAGGCCAUUGCCGCCUUUAAAAAAGUAGGCCAGGUUAUAGACAGGCAUCGCCAGCAGGAUAAUUUCAAAAAGGCCGGCAUAGGCCUGAUGGCAGAGCUAAACCAACUGCUCUACCUCAGCAUGAAAGAUUUUGAAUGCCAUUUUGCACUUUAUCCUCCGGGCACUUUUUAUGAAAAACACCUGGAUCAGUUUCAUGGGUCGCGCCAGCGAAAAUUGAGCUUUGCCCUAUACCUGAACCCCGAUUGGGUGCCCAAGCAUGGCGGAUCGCUGAGACUUCAUCUGCCGGAAGGCAUAACCGACCUGGCCCCACUGGCCGGCAACCUGGCUAUUUUUAGAAGCGAUACCGUGAUGCACGAGGUACUUUCCACCGCGGUGAACCGAUACAGCAUUACCGGCUGGAUGCGCGACCAAAUGUUUCGCGCGGUGCCUUUUGAAACGGCCGAUACCAAGUACCUGGUAAAGGUUAGCGUGCAAAUGGACGCCAAAAUUGACGCUUUCCUGGACGAUGAUGACGACAGCAACGAAGCGGUUGACGAAACCCUUCAUGCCGCAAAUGCCGAUGAUAUUGAGGCCGAAGAUGAAGACCUGGACUAA